AUGCUCUCGGGCCCGCAUCAAAAAAGUGUUGGAGGCACGAUUGUCACGCAUGCUGUGUCUAAGACGGUGGCUCCAAAGUCAACGCAGAAGGCGGAUCUGGAGAAAAUUUUCAUAGCACAAAGGGAAUCAGAGGUGUCGCAAGUCCUGGCAUUACGGCAAAAACAGAGCCUGGAAUUGGUCCAGAUCAUGUUGAAUGCAUCUAUUGGGUCUCUAUUCUAUUUACGAGGCUUCCUCCCAUCCACCUGUUUCGAGACGCGCUAUCUGGAAACUAAAUCCGAUUUACCCAUUGCUUAUGGGGAUUUUAUUGGCCCUGAACCCAAAGCAAAAGUACAGAAAGGUAGCCAACCCCUCAGAGUUCUAUUGAGAAACAGAGACGCUAUUGCAAAUACAGUCUUGGAUCUCUUGGAAGGUGGGGUCUUUGACGCCCUGAGGAAACACGUAGUAGAAGCUAUUCAGCUUACUAUAAGCCGUGAUAAAGAGAAACCACUGCAUGUUUUAGAAAGUUACACAUUUACCUUCGCGUAUAAGUUUGAAGGUCUGGAAAAGGCCCUCACGAGUGUAUCAUUUUCCAAUGGCAAUUGCUCUAUGGAAAUGGGAACAUUUAGAUCCGCGAAAGUAGGGCUAGAGAUGAUCAUCCGCCGCUUGAUAACACUCAGCACCAUUCUUCCUAGUCUCCCUUCUAAACGAUUUCUUCAUGUUCACCUAUUUUACAAUGAGAAUUGUCAACCAGAAUAUGAACCACCUGGUUUCGAGAGUACUGAGUUCGAAUGCAUUUCUUACCCACAAAUUGAAAAUUGGACCAAAGAAACGCAGUCGUGUGGCAGUAUGGAUGGCCCUUAUCAUAGAGUUGGGUUAAGAGUAACUUCUUUAAGGUGGUCUGGGACUGGUGAUAACGAAAUCCCAGAAAAUGUUGAGUAUUCUGAUCAGGUCUUCCGAGAUUGGGAUAUUGGUAUCGACAACAAUACCGAAUCUGCGGAUAAGCUCGAUAGGCACUCCAAGUGUGAUUUUCAAGGCUUAAUGCUCCCGACAUUGUCCUUGCAUGUUCCAGCUGCCCCUAAUAAUGACACCGGAAAUUUAGACGUACCAGCAUCCCCGUGCGAGUUCAGUCAAGCUCUCAAGGAUGAAGCAGACAAAAUGGCACUGGAAAAGAUGGUAAGUAAAAAAGAAAGUAUGAUCUCUGGAGACCCAUCAGUAGCUAAUCUUUAUUCUGAGCUGGAACCAUCGAGUAUUGACUCUGGUAUGGCACCAACUCAGAAAGUCUUCGACUUGAAUUUGAACGAUAGCGCUCUUGCUGUAAAACCCCAGCUUUCUCAACUGAAAGCAACUAAAAUUAGGAAAGAAAGGAAUUUGUCCCCAAUAGAGCGAAUUGUAGUCGAUAACAACAGCCUGACCAGCACAAUUGGCGUGGAUUGCCAAUGCGGAUGGGGUGGGGAAGAAGAGCAAAUGAUAAGCUGCUACUUUUGCGAAGCUUCACAGCAUUUAGGCUGUUACGGUUUUUCCAAUAAUCAAGAUAUAAGGAUUCCAGAUAAACAUGCAUGUUAUAAAUGCCUUUUGCUACCAGACGAAAAAGAAAUACUGGAUGAAUUGAACUCAUUAGUUCUUCUGCGACGCGCCAUGCAUAUAAUCUUGAACGAGGGGUAUCAAAAUAGCACCAAGGCUUUUGCAGAAAAGUUGCAUUGCAAUGGCCAAACAAUUGUGCAGAUAACAGACCUAUUAAAAAAGAGGGGAUUUUUGAAAGCCACACCAGGAUCAAAGAGGAAAGGGUUUGCGGGCAGGGGCCUUCCAAGCUUUGUAAUCCCUGAAACUCAAGUUGUUCGUGAACUGAUUUACAAGGAAAUCCUUGAUCCUUUUGCAAAAAUAUCUCACCAUUACACGAUCCCUCGUGUUGCGUGGGCGCCACUCGAUCGGGGCUUAAACGAGUAUAAUACAAUCCAUGCUGAAUUUGGAUCUUUCCGCGACUUAAGGCGUUGCCAUUUGUGGCCUUUGGACGAAAAAUUAAAUUUUACAAGUGAGGACAGCCCAUUGUCCAUUGCUGCAUCGGUGGAUCCGGGCUGCCCUAAGGUGAACAGUCGACAAUGCGUGCCCCUGGUCGGAUUCAAACUCCGGAGCCAGGGUAAAAAGCGAAAGUUGAGCAAUGCCGCGCAAGCUCUUGAUAUUGGCGAGCGCGCCGACCUAGUGGAAGAUGAUAGCAGUUAA
This is a messenger RNA of Ophidiomyces ophidiicola, 2196 nucleotides long. RefSeq lists its product as uncharacterized. Gene Ontology annotation, biological process: meiotic recombination checkpoint signaling; synaptonemal complex assembly. The transcript is spliced from 9 exons. The record is from RefSeq and is a predicted model, not a curated record. Bases 1 to 2196 code for a protein of 731 amino acids. Lineage: Eukaryota; Fungi; Ascomycota; Eurotiomycetes; Onygenales; Onygenaceae. Gene Ontology annotation, cellular component: nucleus.